AUGGCCGCUACUACCACCCCUGCCCCUCAGAUGGGCGCUGUCGACUUCUAUGGACGUAUUUCAUUCGCUGGUGCCAUGUGCUGCGCUAUCACGCAUGGAGCCGCAACGCCCCUCGACGUCGUCAAGACCCGUAUUCAGCUCGACCCUGCCACCUACAACCGUGGCAUGAUCGGUGGUUUCCGCCAGGUCAUCCAGAACGAGGGUGCUGGCGCUCUCCUGACUGGCUUCGGUCCCACCGCUGCCGGUUACUUCCUCCAGGGUGCCUUCAAGUUCGGUGGAUACGAGUUCUUCAAGCAGCAGUCCAUCAACAUGCUCGGCUACGAGACCGCUAAGAACAACCGCACUGCUGUCUACCUUGCCUCCGCCGGUAUCGCCGAGUUCUUCGCUGAUGUCGCCCUUUGCCCCCUUGAGGCCACCCGUAUUCGUCUCGUUUCCCAGCCCACCUUCGCCAGCGGUCUUCUCCCCGCUAUGGGCCGUAUCAUGAAGGAGGAGGGCAUUGGUGCCUUCUACUCCGGAUUCGGACCCAUCCUGUUCAAGCAGGUCCCCUACACCAUGGCCAAGUUCGUCGUCUUCGAGAAGGUCUCCGAGGCCAUCUACGCUCAGUUCGACAAGAGCACCCUCUCCGACGGCUCCAAGACCGGUAUCAACCUCGGCUCCGGUCUCGUCGCUGGUCUCGCUGCCGCCGUCAUCUCCCAGCCCGCCGACACCAUGCUCUCCAAGAUCAACAAGACCCAGGGCGCUCCCGGUGAGGGAACCGUCACCCGUCUCGUCAAGAUCGCCAAGGAGCUCGGUAUCCGUGGCUCCUACGGUGGUAUUGGUGCCCGUCUGUUCAUGGUCGGCUCCAUCACUGCUGGUCAGUUCGCUAUCUUCGGUGACAUCAAGCGUGUCCUCGGCUGUGGCGCUGGUGUCGAGAUCGGCAAAUAG
Molecule: messenger RNA, 924 nt
Organism: Penicillium arizonense
Lineage: Eukaryota; Fungi; Ascomycota; Eurotiomycetes; Eurotiales; Aspergillaceae
Exons: 4
Coding region: 1-924 (307 amino acids)
Biological process (GO): mitochondrial phosphate ion transmembrane transport
Cellular component (GO): mitochondrial inner membrane
Molecular function (GO): phosphate transmembrane transporter activity
Source: RefSeq, a predicted model, not a curated record